Erigeron canadensis is the source of this 457-nucleotide messenger RNA. RefSeq names its product 60S ribosomal protein L29-2-like. The transcript has 3 exons. Gene Ontology annotation, molecular function: structural constituent of ribosome. Lineage: Eukaryota; Viridiplantae; Streptophyta; Magnoliopsida; Asterales; Asteraceae. The coding region runs from base 109 to 291 and encodes 60 amino acids. Gene Ontology annotation, cellular component: ribosome; cytosolic large ribosomal subunit. Gene Ontology annotation, biological process: cytoplasmic translation. The record is from RefSeq and is a predicted model, not a curated record.
CAGGGUUCUUAAAAGAGAGAAAUAUAACCCCUUCAUUUUUGCCCUAAUAAUAAUUCUCUUUCCUGAAGCAAACUCAAGCGGCAGCCAAACAGAGAGUGAAGAAGGAAGAUGGCGAAAUCAAAGAAUCACACGGCGCAUAACCAGUCACACAAGGCCCACAGGAAUGGAAUCAAGAAGCCCAGGAAACACAGACACACUUCCACCAAAGGCAUGGACCCCAAGUUCUUGAGGAAUCAGAGGUAUGCAAGGAAGCACAACAAGCAAAGUGGUGAUUCUGCUGCCGAGGAAUAGAUGUUAUAGGGAUUUCUCUUAUGGCUUGUGAUCACUUUACUUCUGUUUAUGUUAUCAAGUAUUAGUACUACUAUGUUGUCUGGCGACACUUGAAUCAAGUUUAGAUUUUGUAUGGUAUUUUGUGUUUUUGACUAUGCUUCCAAUGAAAAUUGAUUUUGAGACUUAA